AUGGGCAUCCGUGGCAUGCUGCGAGCCGCCGUGCUCCUACUGCUCAUCAGGACCUGGCUCGCGGAGAGCAACGACCCCAGUCCCAUCCCGAAAUUCCACUUCGAGUUCUCCUCCGAUGUGCCCGACGUCGUCCUGAACCUCUUCAAUUGCAAAAAUUGCGCAAAUGAAGUUGUGGUUCAAAAGAUUUUGGACAGGGUGCUGUCAAGAUAUGAUGUCCGUCUGAGACCAAAUUUUGGAGGUGCCCCAGUGCCCGUGAGAGUGUCUAUCUAUGUCUCCAGCAUUGGACAGAUUUCGGAAAUAAGUAUGGACUACACCAUCACGAUGUUUUUUCAUCAGACCUGGAAAGAUUCACGCUUAUCCUACUUUGAGACCAACCUGAACCUGACCCUGGACUAUCGGAUGCAUGAGAAAUUGUGGGUCCCCGACUGUUACUUCCUGAACAGCAAGGAUGCUUUUGUGCAUGAUGUGACAGUGGAAAAUCGCAUGUUCCAGCUUCACCCAGAUGGGACGAUGCGGUAUGGCAUCCGACUCACCACCACGGCAGCCUGUUCCCUGGACCUGCAUAAAUUCCCUUUGGAUAAGCAGUCGUGCAAGUUGGAGGUGGAGAGCUAUGGCUACACGGUGGAAGAUAUCAUGUUAUCCUGGGAAGACGAUGGGAACGCCAUCCGUAUGACUGAGGACCUGCACAUCCCUCAGUUUUCUUUCCUGGGGAGGACAAUCACUAGCAAGGAAGUGUAUUUCUACACAGGUUCCUACAUGCGCCUGAUACUGAAGUUCCAGGUCCAGAGGGAAGUCAACAGCCACCUUGUGCAGGUCUACUGGCCUACCGUCCUCACCACCAUUGUCUCCUGGAUUUCGUUUUGGAUGAACUACAGUUCUUCUGCAGCCAGAGUGACAAUUGGUCUGACUUCAAUACUCGUCCUGACCACCAUCGACUCACAUCUGCGGGACACACUCCCCAACGUUUCCUGUAUCAAGGCCAUUGACAUCUAUAUCCUCGUAUGCUUCUUCUUUGUGUUCCUGUCCUUGCUGGAGUAUGUCUACAUCAACUAUCUUUUCUUCAGCGAAGGUCCUCGGCGCCAUCGCAGGCGACACAGGAGACCCCGAAGAGUCAUUGCCCGCUACCGCUACCAGGAGGUGGUGGUGGGAAAUGUGCAG
Molecule: messenger RNA, 1158 nt
Organism: Galeopterus variegatus (Sunda flying lemur)
Lineage: Eukaryota; Metazoa; Chordata; Mammalia; Dermoptera; Cynocephalidae
Gene: GABRQ
Product: gamma-aminobutyric acid (GABA) A receptor, theta
Exons: 8
Biological process (GO): monoatomic ion transmembrane transport; signal transduction; chemical synaptic transmission
Cellular component (GO): membrane; GABA-A receptor complex; synapse
Molecular function (GO): extracellular ligand-gated monoatomic ion channel activity; neurotransmitter receptor activity; GABA-A receptor activity
Source: RefSeq, a predicted model, not a curated record